This is a messenger RNA of Brassicogethes aeneus, 1767 nucleotides long. Lineage: Eukaryota; Metazoa; Arthropoda; Insecta; Coleoptera; Nitidulidae. The record is from the annotation of a GenBank genome assembly.
UGUUAUAAGAUUUUGGCGCGGUUGAUUUUUGCAUGUUUUUAUUUAAUAAAGUUGUUUAAUUUAUGUGAUGAAAGUUUAAGUUUUUAGUAAAUUUAUUGUUAUCCUUUACCAUGAAUGUCUCGAGGCCCAAUCGCAGUAUUUUGGAUACCAGUAACUCGCCUAUUUUGGAAAGAAGUCUGCUUAUCACUAAAAAGAGAAGGAAUUUAAAAAAUAGUAUUUUCUGGGGGUCUAUCAAUGUCUGUUUAUUGGCAAUUUUACUUUACGAUGUGUCUUUUACAUGUUCAUACUAUUUAAACUUUUACAACUAUGUCGAGUAUGUUAUAAUUGGAAUUUUAACUUUCAAUGUAUUCUAUCAUUUGGUCAAGGUAAUAAAACUAGGAGUUGCUAGGACAGAUCAAGUUACUAUUAAUUUAGAACAGAAAAAAUUGCUUGGAGUGAGGGAUUCAGAUCCAAGUUUUAGAAUUGUUAAAAAUACACAUAACACAUCUUCUGGUAUUAACACGCCUGUAGGCAAUAUGUCUUCAUUAAAUUCCACAAAUGUUAGUUGGAAAUCAAAUAUAACUCAAAAUGACAGUUUAAAUUAUUCCCUAUCCUCAUCCUGGACUUACCAACAAGGAAGCCCAGAUGCAGAUAGGUCCAGGUCUGGAUUACUAUCGAACAGAUCCACACCAUUAAAAGUAUCAACUUUCCAAAAUAUCUCAUCAGUUGAGAUGAUAAAAGAUGACAAAUCUCUGGAAAAGUAUCUCAAAGAACAUGAAAAAAACGAAAGUGUCAAUAAGUUGGCAAAUAAAACACAACAUUCUUCAAAUUUAUUAAGUUCCUUCUGGAGCCAUCCUGUUACUAAAACAGCUAAAGAUAUGUCUUCAUUUUUGAAGAGGUGUCAGUAUCAACUAUCCACACAAUCACCAAAUAAAAGUAACUCUAAUAGUCCCAGCAGCAAAGUUGAUGAACAUGGGAAUACUUCUAUGAACUCACAGGCCUCUGUUUUGGAAGUAUGGGCUAGGAUAAAUGUUGAUGUAGUUGCCUUGACACAGUGGAAUGAGAAUUUAAGAAUUUGGGUAACCCAGACAAUCUUGGAAAGACUGGUGAAGGAAUUUGACACUGUAAAUCAUUCGUUAGCAUCUCAUGGCAUGGCAGAGAUAAAAAUAGGAUUGGUGGGUUUGGAUAGGCUUAGGAAAACUGCCCAAAUGAUCCCUGUGAUGCAGUACAUUCCCUCACUUACCACCUUAAUUCCUUUUCUUGAAGUACAUGCUAAUCAGGAGUAUUUGGAAAAACGUAUCAGGGAGUUGGCCAAGGGUGGUUGUAUGAGCGAGUUUAAGUGGAAUGGUGGUAGUAGCUAUAAUGGGAAGGAGUGGGAUGAUUCUUUGCCAACCGACUGUGCUAUAAUAAUGCACUUGCUAGCCUCCUACAUGGACACCCAACUAAUGCCUAUGCCCAACAAACCAGACACCAAAGCAUUCAGCGGACACCACUACAUUAAAUUCACUGACAAAAUGCCUGAAUUGACCCCCAGCAGCUUAUUCAUACACCAAGCUUCGGAAAAACCCCCGCACUACAGAGUAAUAGUGGGAGAAAAAGUUUAUGAAAUGAUCAAAGGCUACAACAAUCUAUUUCACAGCUUUUUGUUCUUCAUUUACCAUGUCAAUAAAGUGGAACAUGGGAUGCUUGGUAGAGUGAAUCUUGGUAAAGCCGGAGUCAACAUGCUUUGGAUUAUCGAUCAGUAGUGACUUAAGUAUAAUUUUGACUGAUUAUUUUUUGUAAUAAAGC